UUUGGCAACAACAUCAAGAGCAUAUUCAAAAAUUUGCUUAUGAAAUGUUUUUAUAUCAGAAUAGGCAUAUACAAGAUAAUAAAGAUAUAGGCUUAGAAAAGCUACAUUCAGUGUGUUCACGAUUUGCUUAUGAAACAUAUAUAAAACAACAAAGAGAUUUUGUAAGAUCAGGAGAAUAUAGAGUUCUUAAACGUGAUGAUGGUAUAUAUGAAGUAGUGCAAAUUGAUGAUCAGAUAAUGAAAACAUAUGCAGUACAAAUUGAAACACUAAGUACUUGUAUAUGUUUACAUCCAUGGCGUACCAAAACUCUAUGCCAGCAUAUAAUUAUAGUAUAUCUUUUGUAUUUACGUACUUGUGUAUCACAAAGUAAGCAAAGUACUUUUGAAAUGACUAAUGCUGACAAUAUUAUAGACUAUAAAGAAAUUAAAAUAAUUGAAGUUAAGCAUAAAUGUGGCCAUCCUCCUAAUAAUAGGCGUAUUCCUGAUGCUAAUGAAAAUAAAUUUAAAAAAGCUAAGAUUGAUAAAAAGUUAGAUAAAGGUAAUACAUUUUUACAUCUGUUUGGUUUAGAACUUGAUUUACGCAUUUCUCAAAAUGCACAAGAUGUCAAGGCUGCGAUAAAAUCUCAAUUAACUAAAUGGCAACAUUUCUACAGCAAUAUUCUUGGAUAUAAUACAGAUCAGUUAAUGAAUAUUUUAUCAUAUAUUCAACCAGAAUGUUCACAAGAAUACUGGUUUUAUUCACUGGAAUGUGUACAAAUAGCUUCAGAUAUGUUUAAUAUGCUAGUAGCAAUAUAUAGCAUAGACUUAAUGACAAGUCUUCUUUUUUUGCCAUUUGAUCAGAAAUCUAGGCAUCGCAAAAAACUUAUAAUUCUGCAUUGGCAUGGACGUGACCAUAUUGUGUUUGUCAAACUCAAAGUAAAUAGAAAUAUACAAAAUCUAUCUUUAAAUCCUCAGUACAUUUCUAUUUGCCGUCGCUUAGGCUUUUCAGAAGAUUGGUUUUCUCUAUUUACAUAG
Scutellospora calospora is the source of this 1013-nucleotide messenger RNA. Lineage: Eukaryota; Fungi; Glomeromycota; Glomeromycetes; Diversisporales; Gigasporaceae. The record is from the annotation of a GenBank genome assembly.